Messenger RNA from Magallana angulata, 3840 nucleotides. RefSeq names its product E3 ubiquitin-protein ligase TRIM33-like. Lineage: Eukaryota; Metazoa; Mollusca; Bivalvia; Ostreida; Ostreidae. The record is from RefSeq and is a predicted model, not a curated record. Gene Ontology annotation, molecular function: ubiquitin-protein transferase activity; zinc ion binding. Bases 182 to 2281 code for a protein of 699 amino acids. The transcript is spliced from 5 exons. Gene Ontology annotation, biological process: positive regulation of DNA-templated transcription. Gene Ontology annotation, cellular component: chromatin; nucleoplasm.
UUCGUUGUCUGGGUAGUUUGAAUGUAUCAGUAUAAUAGUACGGCAAUUACUAUUCAACUCUUUAAAUUAGAUCGAGGGCGUUGAAUACAUGUACCAUAAUUUAUCUCUGGAAGGCAGACUUUGCCCCAUUCCAUGUAUUAUUAAUUAAGGGACAUAACUCACAGAGAACCAAACUCUAACAAUGGAAAGUGAUCGCCCUUUGCGUUUCUCAAGUAAUGAAAUCGAGGCUGAGUUUUUGACCUGUCCUGUAUGCAAGGGGAACCUUGUAAACAGAGACACAUCUCAGGCUCAUUUGUUGCCAUGCCUUCAUGCUAUAUGCAGGUCUUGUUUACUGAUCAACAUCAGAGGAGAAGGUCAACAUCGUACCCAGAAAAUAAAUUGUGUUGUAUGUGGAGAAGGUCAUGACCUUAAGUCGAGCAAUGUAAAGGAUGCAUUUCCGGUGGACAAUACGAGGCCGGAUUUAUGGGAGUAUAUCCAGACGAAGAAGACAACUGCAGCGAUAGAUUGCGCCUCCGUUAAUUGUAAUAAUGGCAAAAAUGUUACCGCCCGAUGCGUGGAUUGCGCCGAGUUUUUGUGCGAUGACUGCACGCUUGCGCACCAACGAAAUUCAAAAACCAGUCACCAUGGCAUUUUAGACAUAUCCGAACUAAAAGAAACAGAAAAUCUGAAAGCGUUCCACAAGCCGUUGGCCUGCUCUUUGCACGGCGAACCUCUGUUAUGUUACUGUUUAAAGGUGUCUUGCCAAAAACCAGUCUGUUUUAUGUGUGUCCUGACUUCUUGUAAGGAAUCAGAAGGUCACACAAUCAUAAGUUUGGAAGAAACUGUGGCUCAGCUGAAAUUGGAUUUAGAGCAACAAAUGAAAACUCUUGGGACCAAAAAGCAUGAAAUUCAGAAAGUUGGAACUCUCGUCGAGAGGGAGGUAGAAAAGUUAGAGGAACGCAAGGAGAUGCUAGAAUCGGACAUUGAUUCAACGAUUGAUGGGAUGAUUAUAAUGCUGGAGUCGAAGCGAGCGGAGCUGAAGACCACAUUGAGGAAAAAGAUAGACAACAAGCGACAGCAUUUGAAUGAACAAAAGAAAAGUUUGGAUGGGAAGGGUGCUUCUAUUUCCCAGGGGCUUCGUUUAGCUGAGACGGCGCUCUGUUCCACAAACAAUGCCGCUUUCUCACAACUAGAGAAUCCCAUUCGGAAACGAUUCGAUCGAUUGGAGCACGAUCCAUUUGAUAGGAAACCUCACGAGCGAGCUGCCCAAAUUAAGUUCGAUACGCUCAACGCUAAACAGGCACUGCAAAAAAUCUUGAACGAAUCGGUAGAAGUCUGGUCCACUUCUGUUUUCCCGCCAUUUACAACGAUUGAGAUUUAUGGAGAGCCUAGGGAAAACACAUUGGCUAAGAUUUCGAUAUGUCUUCAUGACUAUCAGAAACACCCAGUUGACCAAGACGUGUCUGCCGGUUUGAAGAUAUUUGUUGUUGACCCAUCAGAAAAGAAGAUGGAGCUACAGCUGACCAAAGGUAACCUGUCUGGAGAUCUACUUGUUUCCUAUGUCCCGUUUUCUACGGGAAAACACGAGAUUUCUGUCGAGCUGCUCGGCGAAGAUGUUGGUCGGAAGGCGUUUAUAGUGGAUUGUGCUGAUGGGAAAAACACACAAUGCGAGAAUAGCUGUCAAGACAUCGAGAACGGAGAUACAGGCAGACGGAGUUUCACUUUUGACAGCACGCUUUCAAAUCCAAAUGUAACGAUAUCAGAGAACGGAAUGUCCUUUGAAAAUUUUACUUCACUUUCUACAAGCCCAAGUCUGUCUGCAAAACGUUUUCGGCGUUUUAAAGGAACCCGGGGAAGCCUUCCUUUCAAAACUACAGACAUUGCCUCAUAUAGCAUGUCUGUUCGAUUCUGGGUAAGACAGCCACUCGGUAAAAGCCAAGUCAUUUUUGAAAUUGGCCUCGCUUUGGAAACUUCCAUUGACAACAAUCAUCACGUGGAUGGGCAGCCAUUUUGCUGGUCCAUGGUCGGAUUCCAUCAUCCUGAAUGUGACACCAUUUGUCUCGUUGUUGCACACAGAGGGCAAGUUCUUUGUCAUGAAAAGAUGGCUGAGAAUCGUGCCGACUGCAUUUUCCAGACAACGUUUUCUUUCAACGUGGAUAUGAAAAAUGGCCGCUGGGAGAUUUUGAAGGAAAAUCGAAAAUUAUGUUCGGUCGAGAUAAAUUCGGAUAAUCCCCUUUAUCCUGUCAUUUCCGGGUAUAAUCCAUCUAAAGUUUGGUUAAAGGUUAAUCUCAAAGAUUGUUGAGAUGGAUAGACGGAUCUAUGCCGAUACAAAUACAUUUAACACACAAUGAAUCACGCCUAUGCUACCGCGCUUAGGGAAGGGAUAUUGUUAUCGGAAUAGACGGUUAUUCGGAUUAAAUAGGCAUUGUGUCACAGUUAUGAUAAUACUUGUUUUAUUUUGGUGCACUUUUUAAUGAUCUGUUUGUUUGUUAACGUUUACAAAAUAUAAUUUCAUAUAAUUAAUAGUGCUUAACUGUUUAAACAGAUUGAAAUAUUUGAUAUGUAUUUCCGUAAUAAUAUAAGACUUAGUGCAUUUGAAUGUCUUAAAAUGAAUUUGAAAUGUUUAAGAUUAGGUUCUAUUUAUAUAAGGAAUAAGGAAUCAUUCUUUGAGUAUUAUGAGGUGAUAAUUUUGGUCGGGGCGUGAUCAAAUCCAAUAAAGCCCGAAGGGAUUUAUGAUAGAUUUGAUCACGCCCCGACCGAAAUUAUCACCUCAUAAUAUUCAAAGAAUGAUUCAUUAUUACUUAUAUUUAUAUAAUUUUAAGCCAUCGUACGAUUUAAUAAUUAUUUAAAUGUAAAUAAGCAAACCCCGCUGGCGCCUCAAUUUGGCGUCAUUUGUAUUAUGGGUUAUAUCGUACAAAAUCGAUACGUAGUGUUAUCACAGGCAAAGACACUGGAAAAUGUAAAUAUACAAAAAUAAGUUGUUGGAUUUUCGAUGCCAGAACAAGGAAAUCCGAACUGACUAUUUAUAAGGAGGGCUUCUUCUAAUAAACAUCAUCUCUAUCGCAGAUCGAACUAAAUAUAGAAAAAAUACUUAGUGUUCGGAUUGACUAUGAUCACGUUUUUAUGUGGGUGUGACGGUGUACCAUGUAGUUUAUGAACACGUAAACAUUUGUACCAACCUUCUCGGAGACAUUUAUUUCCUCAUUGUUACGUUGAUAUCAAUAUCGUUAAUGGAUUAUAAUUUUGCGAGUUCUGUGUAACAAUCUGGUUUUGCAUGAAGGCUUUUCCUUGUUGUUGCUUUUUUGUGGGUGGGUGGGGGUGUAGAUAUAAGGAAGUAUUUUGAAUGUGUCUUCCAUAUCAUAUUAUUGUUUAAAUACAUGUAACUCUUGUUAUGAUGAAUAUUACAUAUAUUUGGUUUUGUAUUUAUUAUACUGUAUUUGUUAUUUCUUAUUUGUCUCUGUCAUGCACUUCAUCAUGCUUUGAGCAUAAUUAUAUCCUGAACUACUAUAGUAGAAAAGUUUUUACUAUAUUUUAUUAUGAAACAUUGAUAUUAUAUAAUACUUAAUUCAAAAUGAGUGUAUAAUUGAUAAACACGCUGUUAUAUAUAAAUAUUGUUUUAUUAUACAAUGUUCUUACACAAAUAGAUCGAGAUUGAGAUGGCGAACGUUUGUUUUCAAUUGUAAUUUUGUUUGUUGUUGUUGUUGGUUUUUUUUUCAAAGUAUUAUAUAAUAUUUGCCUAACGUUUUAUUUAUCAAAUUGAAAACUCACAACCAGAAGGUCGAAAUUUUGUUUCAGUAUAAAAGUAUGCAUUUAUUUGCAUUUGUGGUAGACCAAGCAAAAUAAAAACUAAAUAAAAUCAAA